GACGUGGCUAAUCUCGUAAUGUCUGGACGAGGCAAACAAGGCGGUAAGGCUCGCGCUAAGGCUAAGACCCGGUCUUCGCGGGCCGGGCUUCAGUUCCCCGUGGGCCGAGUGCACCGCCUGCUCCGCAAGGGCAACUACGCCGAGCGGGUCGGGGCCGGCGCGCCGGUGUACUUGGCGGCGGUGCUGGAGUACUUGACGGCCGAGAUCCUGGAGCUGGCAGGCAACGCGGCCCGCGACAACAAGAAGACGCGUAUCAUCCCGCGCCACCUGCAGUUGGCCAUCCGCAACGACGAGGAGCUCAACAAGUUGCUCGGCAAAGUCACCAUCGCGCAGGGUGGCGUCCUGCCCAACAUCCAGGCCGUGCUGCUUCCUAAGAAGACCGAGAGCCACCACAAGACCAAAUAAGUAACAAGUUUCAGGAGGAAGCUGCAAAGAGAAAAAAUACAAGAACUGGUUAGAACCAACUACACGCAAGAUGGCGGAAGAUUUGACUUCCAGUAGACCUUGAGCCUCAUUAUAUGUUUAUUAGAAUACAUUAGCAUGCUAAAUGACACACCCACCAGCACCUUGACUGUUGACAGUUACCAUGACAACAAUGGGACAAGCUCAUACAAGGACUGAAAAGGAGGAUUGCAUCAGUUCUGGGCCUAA
Kogia breviceps (pygmy sperm whale) is the source of this 651-nucleotide messenger RNA. NCBI's taxonomy places the organism in Eukaryota, Metazoa, Chordata, Mammalia, Artiodactyla, Physeteridae. The record is from RefSeq and is a predicted model, not a curated record.